Danaus plexippus (monarch butterfly) is the source of this 1295-nucleotide messenger RNA. Its product is annotated as circadian clock-controlled protein daywake-like. The record is from RefSeq and is a predicted model, not a curated record. The transcript has 6 exons. The coding region runs from base 286 to 1080 and encodes 264 amino acids. Lineage: Eukaryota; Metazoa; Arthropoda; Insecta; Lepidoptera; Nymphalidae.
GAUGCCAUUGGUUAUGCAGUCUUAGUACUCAUAGCUAACAGUACUAGGCGCAAUAGUGAUACAUGAAUUUUAUCCAGGGUUUGUUUAGAUCGUACUUAGUAGUGACUCGAUAAGGGCAAAGUUUAAGUGUUAUUUACAUUGCUCAUUGCGUAUCCCUCCCCACCAAGCUGAGCCGGCGGGACCAGCGUCGUUGAGACUUAGUCUUAACCCAAUACCCUGACUGGCCUGCCCGAGGCCCAAGAACCUAGGGUUUCAAAUAUUCAUACAAUUAAAUAAAAUAAUAAUAUGAAGAUCCAAUUGUUUUUGGUGACAGUUGUGAUACAUUGUUCGUUGGCUGAAUAUUAUAAAUCAAAGCCAAGCUUCAUAAACACUUGUAUGAAAAGUGAUCCAGAUUUUGACGACUGUUCAAGGGACGCGGUACAACAGCUUUUCAACGCGUUAGGACCAGGGCUGCCAGAAAUAGACUUGCCGCCAAUAGAUCCUUUAAAUAUUCCAAAACUGAGGAUAUUGCAAGGCGAAGGGCCGGUUAACAUAAAUGCGGCGCUCGACAAUGUUGUAGUAACAGGUUUUGGUAAAACAGAAGUGCUACAUAGCCAAGUCGACGGUAAAUCUUACGAUUUUUAUACUAAAGUUCGGGUUCCAAAGAUAAGAAUUGAAGGCACCUACGAUCUUAAAGGAAAAAUAUUAUUAAUACCAUUAGUUGGUCGUGGUUUGUGUUGGUUUGAGCCAAGUAACAUGACAAUAGAUAUUGUAAGCGAUGUUAAGAUGUACGAAAAAGGUGGUUUUCCAUUCUUCAAUGUAACGCAAGUGCAUGUAAAAUAUAAUAUUGGAGGUCUAAAGUUACAUAUGGGUAACUUGUUCGACGGAAUAUCGUCACUUGAGGAUAGCACAAACGCGUAUUUAAACGCUAAUUGGAAGCCAGUAUCUGAAUCGUUGAGACCGAUAUUAUCGAAAACCAUUGAAGAUAUCCUUCUUGGAUUUAUGCAACGAAUAUUUCACAAUUUACCAGCUAACUUCAUGAUUGGAGAUUUAAAAACUAAUUUAUUGAAAAGGAACACAGACAAAGAAGUGAACGACUAGAUCGAAAUGAUUUAAUUAACUUCAAUAAUAAAUUUCAAAUAGACUGUGUGAUUAGUAAUUAAAAAAAAAACUCGAGCUUCACAUUUUUUAACACACUUUUUUAUAAAAAGAAAAUACAUGAUACUUUUGAAGUUUUAAGUAUAAGUUGAGUUUUGUUUAAUUUUUAAAUUAAAAUAAAUUGUAUAUAAAAUUAUUUUAUAUGACUGACGAAUUUU